Molecule: messenger RNA, 1278 nt
Organism: Chiloscyllium plagiosum (whitespotted bambooshark)
Lineage: Eukaryota; Metazoa; Chordata; Chondrichthyes; Orectolobiformes; Hemiscylliidae
Source: RefSeq, a predicted model, not a curated record
GCCAGUAUUUAUUACCUAUCCCUAACUAUCUAGAAAGCAGUUAGGAAUCAACCACGUUGUUGUGCAUCUGAAGUGAUAUCUCAGCAGACCAGUGCCAACAGAGGAUAUAUGGACAGUGAAGUACAAAGAGAUGGCAGAAUUCUGGACCUUAUUGAUGAUGCAUGGCGUGAGGACAAACUGCCGUAUGAAGAUGUGGAAAUACCACUAAGUGAACUUCCAGAACCUGAACAGGAUAAUGGAGGAACGACUGAAUCUAUUAAUGAACAAGAUAUGAAAUGGACUGAUCUAGCCCUACAAAACCUGCAUGAAAAUACCCCCUCUGCAGGAAGCUAACAUCAUUACAAACAUAGGCUUAUUUCUCUAUUACCAUACUCUUCUCUUGCCAGAUGUGUUGCUGUCAGAGAGCUUGGUCUCAAAUGAAGAUGUACUGUCAGACAUUGUGUCUAUAUCAUUGCCAGUGUUACAUAUCAGAACUAAAACUUGACAAACACAUUCAGUUUGCCCAUGAAGAAAUAUAUGCAUAAUAACAAAAGUACAUAUUUAGCUGUCAAAAUUUAGCCCUACUUAUUUUAGCAUUCAAGUAAAUAACUUAUUUUUAUUGAAUAAAACAAUAGGAAAACAAUGCUGUGUUGUGAAAAUAAUUCCCAUGAUAACAGAAUGUUAUUCCCUCAUUACAACAGGAUUUCACCUUAAAUAAUCCUGUUACAUAACAGAUUUCACCUGUUUAGAAAUAAAUAAAAAUAUUACGAAUCGCUGCACUGGGUUGCAGCAUUAAAUUCUAUAAUUCAUUGUAGUCUUACCACAGGAAAGCAUUUAACAUUUUAUGUCAGUAAAAUAGGUCUGGUUCCAAAUUGUGUGAUGAAAUACUCAAGGAAUAGAGUCAUUCAGCAUGGAAACCAGACCCUUCGGUCCAAUUCAUCCAGACAUCGCAAUCUGACCUAAUCCCAUUUGCCAGCAUUUGGCCCAUUAAGCCGUUCUAUUCUUAUGCCCAUCUGGAUGCGUUUUAAAUGUUGUAAUUGUUCCUGCCUCCAAAUGCCUGCAAGCAUCUGCUGGAGCCUAGUGAGAUUUCAAUCAAAUUAAUGUAGUGCAAUCAAGAGUAGUUUAAGUAAUAUCACUUUUGAAAAACAAUGCUUAUGUUUGAUUUUUGAGUUUUACACAGUCUUUUUGUUGGAUUUUAGGCUAUUUUAGCUUGAGGCUAUCUUUGUAAGAAGUGACUGUUGCAGCUUUGAUUUUGUUUGUUGCUAAAACUACAAUAAAAAUUUAGCAAUAUAAAGAGAA